AUGGACUCUACUAAAAUUUUGUCACUACUAGAGGAUUUAGACGAAGAGAUUGAUGACCUUGAGGAAUCUCUGGCACCUCUCCUGCAAUCUGCCUUCUCUGACAUCACCUCGAAGCUUCCUCUCCUCGACAAGGCUAAGCUUUAUGUUCUCGUCACAUAUGCCAUCGAAUCCAUACUUUUCUCAUAUAUUCGACUUCAUGGCGUCAAUGCUCGCCAACAUCCCGUCUUCCUCGAACUCACUCGAGUCAAACAAUAUUUUGAUAAAAUCAAAUCAGCCGAAACCCCCGCAGCACCGAGGAACCUAACUUUGGACAAAGGUGCGGCAGGUAGAUUCAUUAAGGCAGAUUUGGCCGGAAAUGAAAAAUUUGACCUGCAAAAAGCUGAGCAGCAAGCAAAAGAGCGGGCAAAAGCACAUAUCAGGUUUAAAGACCUACAAAAUACAUCGCAGAAAUAA
Messenger RNA from Blumeria graminis f. sp. triticale, 453 nucleotides. The record is from the annotation of a GenBank genome assembly. NCBI's taxonomy places the organism in Eukaryota, Fungi, Ascomycota, Leotiomycetes, Helotiales, Erysiphaceae.